Molecule: messenger RNA, 345 nt
Organism: Bactrocera tryoni
Lineage: Eukaryota; Metazoa; Arthropoda; Insecta; Diptera; Tephritidae
Product: flexible cuticle protein 12-like
Exons: 2
Coding region: 1-345 (114 amino acids)
Cellular component (GO): chitin-based extracellular matrix
Molecular function (GO): structural constituent of chitin-based larval cuticle
Source: RefSeq, a predicted model, not a curated record
AUGAAGUUUGCAUUAAGUGUCCUGACGAUCUGUGGAUUAAUUGCUCUCGGCUGUGCAGCACCGCUUGACGACUCGGCGAAUGCACGACUGUUGCGUUACGAUUUUGACAAUAUCGGAGUAGAUGGUUAUGAUUUUAGUUUUGAAACUAGUGACGGUACCGAACGCAAGGAGAGUGCAGAACUUAAGGAUUUUGGCGGAGAUACUAAAGCGCUCAUAGUAGACGGCUUUUCGACAUGGAUAGCACCCGAUGGCCAAAAAUACACACUGCAUUAUCUUGCUGAUGAGACAGGCUUCCAUCCAUGGGGCGACCAUUUGCCACAAUUUAAGCCAAAAUAUAAAUCUUAA